CCUUGCCUCUCCGCUACCCAAACCCAAAACACAUCAAGCCUCUUCUUAAAAACAGCCUCACCUUACAUAUAUUCUCCCCACAACAUCUCUCUGUCGUCUCUUUCUAAUCAAAUAUGGACUCCCAGAACGUUAAACAGCGUACAAGAGACACAGUCGACGAACCCAACACCAUCGUGGGCAAAAACAACAGCAAGAAUGUGAGAUUCAGGCGUGAAAAAAGAGUGGCCAUGGCCCAACGCGGUAUUAGAUCAUUAGCCAUAGCUGUUGCGCUCCCUCUUUCCUUGGCUCUCUGUAACGUGUAUUUCUUUGGCUCAACUAAAGGCUACGGUACUAGUAGUAGCAGGAGUAUAUCAAAGCCCUUCUGGUUCCCACCUUUGUGGGCGCUACACAUGACCUGCGUGACUUCGAGUUUCUUGAUGGGUCUCUCGGCUUGGCUUGUUUGGGCUGAAGGCGGAUUCCAUCGGAACCCGACUGCCCUCUAUCUUUACUUGACUCAGCUCGGCUUGAGUUUGGCUUGGGACCCGAUUGUGUUUCGGAUGUCAGCGCCGUGGGUGGGGUUACUUGUUUGUUUAGCUACGUUUGGGGCUCUUGUUGGGUGUUCUCGACAGUUCAAAGAGGUGAAUCCCAUUGCAGGCAAUCUGGUUAUGCCCUGUUUGGCAUGGGCUUCGUUUUUAGCCUUUGUAAAUCUUAAGCUCCUUUUUCUUUGAAGAGUUAACAGGACACCAGUGCUCCUAUGUAUUUGUAGUUUAGCACCAUGGAACUUGAUCCUUUGUUAGCAAUCGUCGUCCUUUUCAUUUUAUGCUGGGUGUGUACUUGAUCCUGCAUUAUAUUAGUAUAAAAUUCUCAAUUCUAUUA
Populus trichocarpa (black cottonwood) is the source of this 855-nucleotide messenger RNA. RefSeq names its product translocator protein homolog. Bases 114 to 707 code for a protein of 197 amino acids. Gene Ontology annotation, cellular component: membrane. NCBI's taxonomy places the organism in Eukaryota, Viridiplantae, Streptophyta, Magnoliopsida, Malpighiales, Salicaceae. The transcript has a single exon. The record is from RefSeq and is a predicted model, not a curated record.